AUGAGAAAUUUNGGUGGUCGCGUUGUCCAAAAACGUGCUGCUGAAAUCGAAGAAUUACGUCGUAAAUUAGAACAAUUACAAAAGGAAUACGAAGAAGUGACAAACAUGAAGACAUCAUUAGAAAAAGAAAUCAACACCUACCGAGAAUUAUUAGAAGGAACAAAUAAUCGCGAAGGUUUGAAACAAAUUGUUGACCAUGUCGUCGAAGAAGCACGCCGUAUGGAAGCUGAACGAGCUACAGGCGGUUCGGGUGUUGCUGGUUCCAUCUCCUAUUCAGGCGGUGGUGGUCGAUCAACCACAAUCCAACGAACAUUCAUCAGCAGCAGCGGAUCAGGAACAAGCAAUGCUGGAAUUAGCAGUUUAGUUACGGGCCCUGGCCGUGUUAGCAGCAGCUAUGGUAGCACACAAGGUGGUAGCGGAGGUGCUUCAUAUUCGCAAACAACAUCCCGUCGCGAAUACACAUCAUCAAGUUAG
This is a messenger RNA of Adineta ricciae, 474 nucleotides long. Lineage: Eukaryota; Metazoa; Rotifera; Eurotatoria; Adinetida; Adinetidae. The record is from the annotation of a GenBank genome assembly.